Oncorhynchus keta (chum salmon) is the source of this 7629-nucleotide messenger RNA. RefSeq names its product receptor-associated protein of the synapse, 43kD (gene rapsn). The transcript is spliced from 9 exons. Gene Ontology annotation, cellular component: synapse. NCBI's taxonomy places the organism in Eukaryota, Metazoa, Chordata, Actinopteri, Salmoniformes, Salmonidae. The record is from RefSeq and is a predicted model, not a curated record. Gene Ontology annotation, molecular function: acetylcholine receptor binding; protein-membrane adaptor activity. The coding region runs from base 975 to 2306 and encodes 443 amino acids. Gene Ontology annotation, biological process: chemical synaptic transmission.
UGGAGGUAGCGUUUUAUCUUCAGUCAGAGUUUGGUUGAAAGGUUGAGGUCUUUCUGUGAGGAGGGUAGAGAGGGUAUAGCGUCUCCUAUCGGGACCUUGGAUCUGUGAACAGAGGACAGAGCAGGAUUCCUAUAGUGACACAUGGUCCAGAGUGACAGGGACAUCUGCUGCAGCGCCAGCCCAGGGACAGGGAGAGGAAAGGGGGGGGGACACUGGGGCGCUGGACAUUCCUUUCACAGGGGUGCGGAGGGAGCAGAUAUUCUGGGAUACCGCUGCCAGCACUUCGCAGGGAGACGUGUUUCUGCAGCGUUUUUCGAAAGCAGAAUUUCUUCGGGAAGUGAACUGUGAACUCUUAAAGGUGUUACUGUUGGAUCGAGGAAGUAGGGAGGGACACGUUUGGUUUUCCUUUCGCCUCGUCCUCAACGUGAUUAGGUAUGAAGGUGUUAGUUGGCUGGUCCUUUAAAGUCCUGGAUCCAGUUUCCUCCCAGUCAUCCUGACCCGUCGCCUGCCGGAGCUGAGAGAGUUGGAUCAGAGAGAGAGAUAUAGAGACCAACUGGAUCAGAGAGAGAGAUAUAGAGACCAACUGGAUCAGACAGAGAGAUAUAGAGACCAACUGGAUCAGAGAGAGAGAUAUAGAGACCUACUGGAUCAGAGAGAGAGAUAUAGAGACCUACUGGAUCAGAGAGAGAGAUAUAGAGACCUACUGGAUCAGAGAGAGAGAUAUAGAGACCAACUGGAUCAGAGAGAGAGAUAUAGAGACCUACUGGAUCAGAGAGAGAGAUAUAGAGACCUACUGGAUCAGAGAGAGAGAUAUAGAGACCUACUGGAUCAGAGAGAGAGGCCUAGUACCACAGAGAGGAACGUCAGAGAAUCGUAGAUCGUUAGAGGAUCCUCAGUCUUUACGACCAGAUCUUUCUUAAUGUAACUCACUGUACAUGGGCAAGGAACUACUUUCUUAACGUAACUCACUGUACAUGGGCAAGGAUCUACUUUCUUGGUCCUCCACUGAAAGCCAAACAACACCUAAACGGAUGAAUAUUUUUAUGAGGCACCUCCUUGUAGCAGAGAUGGGCCAGGACCAAACCAAGCAGCAGGUAGAGAAAGGCUUAAAGCUGUAUCAGGCCAAUCAGACUGACAAAGCCCUGCAUGUCUGGACCAAGGUGCUGGAGAAGACCUCAGACCCCGGGGGGAAGUUCAGAGUGCUGGGCUGUCUCAUCACCGCCCACUCUGAGAUGGGGAAGUAUAAAGAGAUGCUCAAGUAUGCCUUGGCCCAGAUAGACACAGCCAGGGAGAUGGAGGACCCAGACUACCUGACUGAGGGCUACCUGAACCUGGCUAGGAGCAACGAGAAGCUGUGUGACUUCCAGAAGACUGUGUCCUACUGUAAGACCUGCCUGAACAUGCAGGGAACUACUGUCAGUCUGCAACUUAACGGACAGGUGUGUCUGAGCAUGGGCAACGCGUUCCUGGGCGUCAGUGUGUUCCAGAAGGCUCUAGAGAGCUAUGAGAAGGCCCUGCGCUACGCCCACAACAACGAUGACAAGAUGCUGGAGUCUAGAGUCUGCUGCAGCCUGGGGAACUUCUACAUCCAGCUCAAGGACUAUGAGAAGGCCCUGUUCUUCCCGUGUAAAGCGGCUGAGCUGGUGAAUGACUACGGUAAAGGCUGGAGUCUGAAGUACAGGGCCAUGAGCCAGUACCACAUGUCUGUAGCCUACAGGAAACUGGACCGUCUGCCUGAUGCCAUGGAGUGCUGUGAGGAGUCCAUGAAGAUAGCCCUGCAGCACGGGGACCGACCUCUCCAGGCGCUGUGCUUACUGAACUUCGCUGAUAUCCAUCGCUGCCGGAAUGACGUUGAUAAAGCAUUGCCUCGUUAUGAGUCCUCCAUGUGUAUAAUGACAGAGAUUGGGAACCGUCUUGGCCAGACCCAGGUCUACCUGGGGGUAGGGAAGUGUUGGCUCCAGCAGAAAGAAUUAGACAAGGCUCUGGAUGCUCUGCAGCGAGCUCAGGAGUUGUCAGAAGCUUUAGGAACCAAGCUGUGUAGUCUAAAAGUGCACUGUCUCAGUGAGGGGAUCUACCGCAGUAAGGAGAGGCAGGAGGAGCUGAGGGAGCAGGUUGUGAAGUUCCUGCAGUGUGUGGAGGAGCUGGAGCUGUACUGUGGAAUGUGUGGCGAGUCCAUAGGAGAGAAGAACCAACAGCUGCAGGCUCUGCCCUGCUCUCACAUCUUCCACCUCCAGUGUCUACAGAACAAUGGUUCCAGGGGCUGCCCCAAAUGUCGUCGGUCCUCCAUGAAGCCUGGGUUUGUGUGAGGUUACGAGGCACGGUGCCUGGGAGUUGAGGACACUAUGUGAAGCCCCGACCUCAGUCACAUAGGAGAGCCAGACUGCACUUCUGAAUUGGCAGACUGCUGAACACAUAUCUGAAUGUCCUAACUAAACUGAUCACAGACUCGGAUACGGUUUGUUAUCCAGUUUGUUAUCCGGCUACGGUGUUCAGAGGAUGUGCCACAGAAACAGGCACCAACCAGCCCAUUACCUCGUCCCCGGGCUACUUACUACCGACCGAGCGAGAGCUGGCUGGUAGACAAGACUAACAAUCCCAGGGUGAGGACAGACAGGACUGUACUUCAAGACACAGUCACAGUUCAAAGGUCACCACUCCACCGGUUUUGUACAGUGACCAUGUCUCCUUAGACGGAUGAGGAUACAGUGAUAGCUUUAUUACACUGUUGUACAUGAUUUACUGUUGUUUGUUUUGUCAGAGGGUGAGGAGGAAGAAAUCCAAUAUACUUCUUAGUUUUGUGGACGUCUGUUUUAGAUCUGAUAGUUUAGCAUAACGUUCACUUUACUUUGGGUUAGGGUACGCUGGAAGAUUAAUUGCAAUCAUGUAAUUGGAAAUUAUGUUAAACGUUAUUGUUUGGGAUAAAGUGAAAUCACUAGGAUUUUGGCCACACGUUCUAUUAUUCAAAUGUAACAAAAUUGCAUUUUAAAUAAAUUUUAAAUAUACCCCAUCGAAAGGCAAAUUGAGCUAUAUGUUCUCUAUAAAUGAUUACUGUAAAGUAAUGGCCAUAUGUCAUGAACAUAUUUCUCUACAAUUGUUUUAUCAUCAGUUCUCAGUGAACGUAGUCCAAUCACAGUCGAGAACACUUCAACUAAAGAACUCACGAAGAUCAAAUGGACGGUCAGGAUACACUUGUGUUCGUUUGACUGUAGCGUUUGAUAAAAAUAUUAGAACUAUAAACUAGUAUUUGUCCUUAUUGCAGGGGUAUGCAGUUUCCCCUUUUUUUCAACUUACAGUUAAGUUGAAUUUUCACUUAGUCUCCCAUUAACAUCAGUGCAUGACUAAGUGAAAAUUGAACUCAAGCGGAAGUUAGGAUUCACCCCUAAGUGACAAAGGAGCAGUUCAACCCACAUUGUGUUAUUCAUUAUUAGGUGAGCUUGCUGAAGGCAAAAGCACAACUCUAGAUUAUUAUUAUUAUUAUUCUGUCCGCUCUAGAGCUUAAACAAUUUAAGCUAUAAACAUGAAAACAACUUGCGAAUGUGCAGACUGCCCUAGCUUAGAUUGCUUGAGAACAUGUUUUUGAUAGCAUUUAUAACUAUAAUAUAAUAUUUAGAUGAGCUCCCAAUGCGUUUCAAUGAAAGAGAAAAAGGUCCGUUAGACUUGAUAAAGAAAUGAAAACUUCUAAACCCAUCUCCUCUUUCACUGUUUAAGCCUUCAACUCCACCACUACUAUAACCAGUCACUACCACUACUAUAACUAUAACCAGUCACUACCACUACUAUAACCAGUCACUACCACUACUAUAACUAUAACCAGUCACUACCAUUACUACUGUAGACACUACCACUACCACUACUAUAACCAGUCACUACCACUACUAUAACCAGUCACUACCAUUACUACUGUAGUCACUACCACUACUAUAACCAGUCACUACUACUACUAUAACCAGUUACUACCACCACUAUCACCAGUCACUACCAUUACUACUGUAGUCACUACCACUACUAUAACCAGUCACUACCAUUACUACUGUAGUCACUACCACUACUAUAACCAGUCACUACCACUACUAUAACCAGUCACUACCAUUACUACUGUAGUCACUACCACUACUAUAACCAGUCACUACCACUACUAUAACCAGUCACUACCAUUACUACUGUAGACACUACCACUACUAUAACCAGUCACUGCCACUACUAUAACUAUAACCAGUCACUACCAUUACUACUGUAGACACUACCACAACUCCAAACCAGAUGUUCAGACUGGCCCAACUUAGUAUGAAAACUCCUUUGAUAAGCAAUCUGCCUAUACUUUAGGAACUGUAGCCGUUUCAAAUGUGCAUAGAUUAGCAUGGGUUUGAAUGAGACCCAUGGGAAUACAGAGGCAGCUGUUCAAAAAGAUACUGCUCCUUGGACAAUUAAGCUAAAAGACUAACUUUAAAACACUCAGGCUAUCCUAACUUCACAUGAUUUAACAUCUUUAUCAAGUAUAACUAUAUAAAAUAGCACACAACUAUUGACCACAAGACUACUGAUGACAACUACUGACCACAUCCAUACUGUAGUGCCCAAAGAGCCUGCAACCCAAUCACACAACUACUGACCACAUCCAUACUGUAGGCCCAAAGAGCCUGCAACCCAAUCACACAACUACUGACCACAUGCAUACUGUAGUGCCCAAAGAGCCUGCAACCCAAUCACACAACUACUGACCACAUGCAUACUGUAGUGCCCAAAGAGCCUGCAACCCAAUCACACAACUACUGACCACAUGCAUACUGUAGUGCCCAAAGAGCCUGCAACCCAAUCACACAACUACUGACCACAUGCAUACUGUAGGCCCAAAGAGCCUGCAACCCAAUCACACAACUACUGACCACAACUAACUGCUCUGGUCUGCACUAUAAAUUAUAAUUAUUUAAAUGUUCUACAUUUGCAUAUAAUACCCACCAACGGUUCAAGAUAGAGACACCAAACCCAAUUUCGAAUGCUCAGGAUACCCUAUCCUGUCAAUCUAUCUUUUCAUCUACCUACUUUUUCAACUUUAACCAGUCACUACCAUUACUACUGUACACACUACCACUACUAUAACCAGUCACUACCAUUACUACUGUAGACACUACUACUACUAUAACCAGUCACUACCACUACUAUAACCAGUCACUACCAUUACUACUGUACACACUACCACUACUAUAACCAGUCACUACCACUACUAUAACCAGUCACUACCAUUACUAUAACUAUAACCAGUCACUACCACUACUAUAACUAUAACCAGUCACUACCACUACCACUACUAUAACCAGUCACUACCACUACUAUAACCAGUCACUACCAUUACUACUGUAGACACUACCACUACUAUAACCAGUCAAUCAAUCAAUCAAAUUUUAUUUAUAUAGCCCUUCGUACAUCAGCUGAUAUCUCAAAGUGCUGUACAGAAACCCAGCCUAAAACCCCAAACAGCAAGCAAUGCAGGUGUAGAAGCACGGUGGCUAGGAAAAACUCCCUAGAAAGGCCAAAACCUAGGAAGAAACCUAGAGAGGAACCAGGCUAUGUGGGGUGGCCAGUCCUCUUCUGGCUGUGCCGGGUGGAGAUUAUAACAGAACAUGGCCAAGAUGUUCAAAUGUUCAUAAAUGACCAGCAUGGUCAAAUAAUAGUAAGGCAGAACAGUUGAAACUGGAGCAGCAGCAUGGCCAGGUGGACUGGGGACAGCAAGGAGUCAUCAUGUCAGGUAGUCCUGGGGCACGGUCCUAGGGCUCAGGUCCUCCGAGAGAGAGAAAGAAAGAAGGAGAGAAUUAGAGAACGCACACUUAGAUUCACACAGGACACCGAAUAGGACAGGAGAAUUACUUCAGAUAUAACAAAUGGACCCUUUGUUAUAGCCAGCCCCCCAACACAAAAUAGUGGUCACUACCAUUACUACUGUAGACACUACCACUACUAUAACCAGUCACUACCACCACUAUAACUAUAACCAGUCACCACCAUUACUACUCUAUACACUACCACCACUAUAACCAGUCACUACCACUACUAUAACUAUAACCAGUCACUACCACUACUAUAACCAGACACUCCCACUACUAUAACUAUAACCAGUCACUACCACUACUAUAACUAUAACCAGUCACUACCACUACUAUAACCAGUCACUACCACUACUAUAACUAUAACCAGUCACUACCACUACUAUAACCAGACACUACCACUACUAUAACCAGUCACUACCACUACUAUAACCAGUCACUACCACUACUAUAACUAUAACCAGUCACUACCACUACUAUAACUAUAACCAGUCACUACCACUACUAUAACCAGUCACUACCACCACUAUAACUAUAACCAGUCACUACCACUACUAUAACUAUAACCAGUCACUACCACCACUAUAACUAUAACCAGUCACUACCACUACUAUAACUAUAACCAGUCACUACCACUACUAUAACUAUAACCAGUCACUACCACCACUAUAAUUAUAACCAGUCACUACCACUACUACUGUAGUCACUACCACUACUAUAACUAUAACCAGUCACUACCACUACUAUAACUAUAACCAGUCACUACCACUACUAUAACUAUAACCAGUCACUACCACUACUAUAACCAGUCACUACCAUUACUAUAACCAGUCACAACCAUUACUAUAACCAGUCACUACCACUACCACUACUAUAACUAUAACCAGUCACUACCACUACUAUAACCAGUCACUACCACUACUAUAACCAGUCACUACCACUACUAUAACCAGUCACUACCACUACCAUAACCAGUCACUACCACUACUAUAACCAGUCACUACCACUACUAUAACCAGUCACUACCAUUACUAUAACCAGUCACUACCAUUACUAUAACCAGUCACUACCACUACCAUUACUAUAACUAUAACCAGUCACUACCACUACCACUACUAUAACUAUAACCAGUCACUACCACUACUAUAACCAGUCACUACCACUACUAUAACCAGUCACUACCACUACUAUAACCAGUCACUACCACUACCAUAACCAGUUACUACCACUACUAUAACUAUAACCAGUCACUACCAUUACUAUAACUAUAACCAGUCACUACCACUACUAUAACUAUAACCAGUCACUACCAUUACUAUAACCAGUCACUAGCAUUACUAUAACCAGUCACUACCAUUACUAUAACCAGUCACUACCACUACUAUAACUAUAACCAGUCACUAUCACUACUAUAACCAGUCACUACCACUACUAUAACUAUAACCAGUCACUACCACUACUAUAACCAGUCAGUACCACUACUAUAACUAUAACCAGUCACUACCAUUACUAUAACUAUAACCAGUCACUCCCACUACUAUAACCAGUCACUACCACUACUAUAACCAGUCACUACCACCACUAUAACCAGUCACUACCACCACUAUAACCAGUCACUACCAUUACUAUAACCAGUCACUACCACUACUAUAACCAGUCACUACUACUACUAUAACCAGUCACUACCACUACUAUAACCAGUCACUACCAUUACUAUAACCAGUCACUACCAUUACUAUAACCAGUCACUACCACUACUAUAACCAGACACUACCACUACUAUAACUAUAACCAGUCACUACCACUACCA